AUGUCUCGUGGUAAUCCUUCAGCAGCAUUAGAAAAUACACUUUUCCAACUAAAAUUUACUGCUAAGCAGUUAAAGAAGCAAUCUCAACGUGCAGCUAAAGAAGAAACUCAAGAAACAAAUAAGUUAAAGAAGGCAUUAAAUGAUGAUGAAGAGAUCGCCAAAAUAUAUGCAUCUAAUGCUAUAAGGAAAAAGAAUGAAAGAUUACAGUUAUUGAAGCUGGCCUCAAGAGUGGAUUCUGUAGCCUCAAGAGUCCAGACAGCCGUUACUAUGCGGGCAGUAUCAUCUUCCAUGGCUAAUGUUUGUAAAGGUAUGGAUAAAGCUCUUGCAAGUAUGAAUUUGGAGCAAAUAACAAUGGUUAUGGAUAAAUUUGAAAAACAAUUUGAGGACUUGGAUGUGAGUGUGAACGUCUAUGAAAAAAUGGGAACAAGCUCAGAUGCAGUCAUGGUCGAUAACGAUAAAGUAGAUGAAUUAAUGGCAAAGGUUGCUGAUGAAAACGGAAUGGAAUUGAAACAAUCUGCACCAGUUGGUGCAUUACCAACAAUAGCCCAGGAAGCUGAUAAAGUUGUUGAUGAAGAGAAAGAAGAUAAGCUGGCACAGAGGCUAAGAGCUCUUCGUAGUUAA
Messenger RNA from Maudiozyma saulgeensis, 621 nucleotides. Lineage: Eukaryota; Fungi; Ascomycota; Saccharomycetes; Saccharomycetales; Saccharomycetaceae. The record is from the annotation of a GenBank genome assembly.